AUGAGCGAUCGUCAGGUAUUCAUUGGAAAUCUAUGUAAUAUAUCUACUGAUGUAUUACGUACAUAUUGUGAAAAAUAUGGAUUAUUAACAGAAUUAUCAGUAAAUCGUGAUAAAGAAAAUAAUGUUUAUCAUUGUUUUGCUUUUGUUACUUAUCAAUUUUCACGUAGUAUAUCCCAAUUUAUGUCUAAUCGACCACAUUUUAUAAAUGGUGAAGAAAUAUU
Messenger RNA from Adineta steineri, 221 nucleotides. Lineage: Eukaryota; Metazoa; Rotifera; Eurotatoria; Adinetida; Adinetidae. The record is from the annotation of a GenBank genome assembly.